UGUAUUUUGAAUGUCUUUAUGUUUGCUGUAUAUGUUGUGUUCAUUGAGUUUGCGUUUCAAUUGAAUAUACAUUUGAAUCACUCAUACAUUCAUUCAUUGAAAUUUCAAAAUCAUUGCUUUGUUUUGGUUUUUGUUGUGUUUUUGUUUUGUUUGACUCUUCAGUAGACUCUCUCUCUCUCUCUCACUCUUCGCUCUUAUUGUUUGUGGUUAUUGUCUUCGCUGUGAUAGUUGUAGUAGUAGUCGGUGUUAUUGUUGUUGUUGUUGUGAUGGCAAACAACAUGUGCUUCACUAUUAUUAUUAUUACCACAACAACAACUACUACUACUGUUUGCUGACACAGACAUCUGAUCCACUAAUCAGUCGAUUACUAUCAUUACAUCGACGACAAGGACGAAGACCACUGUGACUGAAGAAGAUAUAUCACUCACACACACACACACACACASACAUAUGUCCGCACAGUUCUCGCCAAUAAUGUCUUCGUCAUCAUCUGCAUCGGCGGCCGCGGCGGCGGCUAAACGCAAACGACCCCAUCCUCUUGUAUUGAACUCUGUUAGCGGUUCUUAUGAGGACAAGAGCAACGACUUUUUGUGUCCGCUGUGCUUUGAGAUCAUCGAAGAGGCCAAUGUCACCAAAUGUGGCCAUACUUUCUGUUUUAAAUGUAUCCAAAUGUCUUUAGAGCGGAGCAACAGAUGUCCAAAAUGUAAUUUCAUUGUCGAACAGGUGUUUCCCAACUUCUUGUUAAAUGAAUUGAUUACAAAACACCAUAAACUGUUGCUCCAGAGGAAGAUCGAUGCGGGAAAAAACAAUCCUCGAGAGAUGCAUGAAUUACAGGAACUGCUUCUCCAUAAAUCGGAUCAAUUGGAUUUGUCUGAUGUAAACCUAUUGCUCGAUUCAUUAGCUCAACGAAAGUUACUCUUAGAGGCCAGUAAUAAAGCCAUCGAAAUAGAUCUACUAAAAGAAUUUCUAGUACAAGUACGCAACCAUAAACAGGAACAAUUGGAUCAAUUGACAAGAGAGAUGAGUCUUAUUGAUGAAGAUUGUCGACGAAUUGAUGAAAUGAUUGCCAACGAAGCGCAAAACAAGUUGACCGUCAAUAACAACAACAACAAUAUUAAUAACAAAUGCGGUGAUAGUAAUAGUGAUAAUCAGUGUAACUCAAUAAACCACAACAACAACGCCGCCAAUGACACCGAUAAUGCCGACUCGAGUUCGCUAAUCGAUCGGGACGUGUGGCCAUCGCCCGAACCGUGCAGCAGCAGCAGUGCUACAGCAUCAUUUCCGAGCAGCGGUGAAGGACUACUGGACAACAAUAUCAGUACCGGUUCGGCGGCAGCAGUCGCUACCAGUUCGGUGGCAGCGUCGUCUUCGUCGGCGGCAGCGUUCAACAAGAAUACUCUGACCACAAACUAUGUCAAACAACCAUUGCUGGUGUCCUCACUCGGUAGUCGGCGAAAGAAAAUGCAUUUUCAUUUCGACGACUUAGAGGAAUGCUAUUUUACAACACGUGCCAAAUCUUUAAUGCUCUCGUCAUCCACAGAUGACACGUCCAUCGACGGUCUGAAUGAAUUUAGCGAUACGCUCAACAAGUUUACAUCGUUUUCAUCCCUACGACCGCUGGCCACUCUAUGCUACGCUAGCGAUAUGUUUACUUCAUCAUCGAUAGUAUCGUCCAUUGAAUUUGAUAAAGACAGCGAAUAUUUUGCCAUCGCUGGUGUUACGAAAAAAAUCAAAGUCUUCGAGUACGCCACUGUUGUCAAAGACACACUGGACAUACACUAUCCGAUCAAUGAGAUGGAGUGUACGUCGAAGAUCAGUUGUGUUAGUUGGAGUUCCUAUUACAAGGCUAUUAUGGCCAGCAGUGACUACGAAGGAACCGUUACCAUUUGGGAUGCCUAUACCGGUCAGAAAAUGCGUACAUUUCAGGAACAUGAGAAACGAUGCUGGAGUGUUGACUUUAAUAAAGUCGAUACGAAGAUGGUUGCUUCGGGAUCAGAUGAUGCCAAAGUCAAACUAUGGGCUACUAAUAUGGAAAAUUCGGUUACAACUCUCGAAGCCAAAGCCAAUGUAUGUUCAGUUAAGUUUAAUCCGUGCAGUCGUUAUCAUCUGGCGUUCGGUUCGGCCGAUCAUUGUGUACACUAUUAUGACAUCCGAAAUACAAAGAAUCCGCUGAUGGUAUUCAAAGGUCACAAGAAAGCCGUAAGUUAUGUGAAAUUUUUGAAUAAAGAAGAAAUCGUGUCCGCGUCGACUGAUUCCCAAUUGAAACUCUGGAGUACGUCGAAGACACCGACUGUCCGAUCGUUUAAAGGUCAUAUUAAUGAGAAAAAUUUUGUCGGCUUAGCCACCGAUGGCGACUUUAUUGCCUGCGGUUCCGAAAAUAAUGCACUGUUUGUCUACUAUAAGGGUUUAAGUAAACAAGUGCUGACUUUCUGGUUUGAUUCGGUCCGUGUUUUUGACAAGGAUAAGAGAGAGGACGACACCAGUGAUUUUGUCUCAGCCGUGUGCUGGCGCUCCGGCAGCAACUGUGUAGUGGCCGCCAAUAGUCAGGGAACCAUAAAGAUCCUGGAGCUCGUAUGACUAUAUAUACUGUAUAUAUAUAGACCAUUGACUGACUGGCCAAUCAUUUAUUUAAAACAACAAUUUUUUUAGUGCCGUAACCACACACACAAAAAUUGGGUAUCAUUUUAUUAACAUUCAUUAAAUUCACCGAAAAUAAAAUAAUAUUAUUAAUUAUA
Messenger RNA from Oppia nitens, 2735 nucleotides. Its product is annotated as E3 ubiquitin-protein ligase COP1-like. Gene Ontology annotation, biological process: proteasome-mediated ubiquitin-dependent protein catabolic process. Bases 451 to 2577 code for a protein of 708 amino acids. The record is from RefSeq and is a predicted model, not a curated record. Lineage: Eukaryota; Metazoa; Arthropoda; Arachnida; Sarcoptiformes; Oppiidae. The transcript is spliced from 8 exons. Gene Ontology annotation, molecular function: protein binding; ubiquitin protein ligase activity.